UACCGCGGCCGCGGGGAGGGGGCCGCGCUCGCCGGGCUGCGCCCCCCGCCGCUGCCUCCCCGCUAACGCGGGCCUCCGCGCCGCACAUCGCCUCCGCUCGGCGGCUUCCCGCCGCCGCGCUGCGGCCGCGCAGCAUCCCCGGGGGGCGGCGGGGGCCGGCGGGGCGGCGCGGCGCGGCGUGGGGGGCGGGCGGGCGGCGCUCGGCUGGCGGAGCCCGGCGCCUCCCCGGGGGGCACGGGGUGGGAGGCGCCCCCUUCUCGGCGUGGGGAGGGGGGCAACGGGACGAGGCGGGUCGCGGGCAGCUGGUGGGAGAUGCAGACCUCGCCCUUCGGUGCCAGGGCGGCUGCUGCCGUCGCCUGCUACAGCCCCCGACGCCGGUGCUCCGAGCAGGACCCACCAAAACUUUCCUCCCGAACUAGGAGGAAGGCGGCGGGAAGGCUGGGCAGCAAACCGGGCAUCCUUCCCCCCCACGGUGCCGAGGCUGUGGUCCCCGCUGCCCCUUCCUAUCCAAAGGGAUGGCAAGUGCUUCCCAGCUUGGGGAACCGGGGGCAAAAGGGGCUUCUGCUGCUGCCCCGCUGCCCGUGGCCCUGGGGGCAGGGCAGCCUCCGGGCAGCGGCUCCCGCGGGGCCGAGACCUGCCGCGGGCAGGGAGGGAGGGGUCGGGUCAAGCCGUACGCAGGGAUUCCUCUGUCAUUCAUGCCAGAGCAGUCAACUCGCGUUUUCAAGGCACCAGCUUUGCUUUACCUGGCUGUAAGAUUUGCAAAGAUUUGUAUUUCUUUUUUCCUGUGAAAUCUGCCUUUACACGCAAGUUUUAUUUUUGAAUCAAUAUAUUAAAAAAAAAAACACAGCCAAAACAAACCCACAAAAUUUAUUGUCUAGGCAAAAUGGAUAGCUGUGAUUCAUGGUUGGAAAUGGGUUUAGCUCCAGCCAGCAGAGCAGCUGCCCUGCUCGGUGUCCCCCUGCCCUGCCGGGAGGUUACCCACAGUGCGGUGGCUGGUUGAUAGGGGUGAUGUGCCCGCACUCAGCAACUGGAGUUUUAAAAUAAGCCAAAAUUGACAGCAAGGAAAAGAAACCACCGCAACCACUGGAGCUAAAUCCACCUGUGACCAUUAAUCAGGCCCCUAAAAAUAUAUUGCUGUGUUUAAUCCCAAACCACAAAUUUACUGACUGAAGAAUUAUCAGAAUAAAUAUUUCUAACAGUAAGGACCAUUUAAAUCACUCGCAUAUACCAGCAGACCUCAAAAAGUACUCCAAAGGCAAUUUUUUCUUGUGGACCAAAUUAAGCCUGCCAGCAAUAGCCUUUUUUUCCUUAACUACCUUUUAGGAGUAGCUAGCACAAACACCCCCCACUCCACAUAUGACCUGACUUUGGUAAAAACUGACAGUUUCCAAAUGAACAUUUAAAAUAACAUAAAAGAGAUUUCCUAGCUCAAAAUCCUUUAUGGGCAAGUAGUAUCCUUUAUGGGCAAGUAGUACCCUUUAUGUAUUUUUUUUCCUUAAUAUUUUGCCUACAAAUGACAGGUGAAAUUUGGACUUGAGAUUGGAAACUGAAUUGAAGAAACUAGAUCUUCCGUUUAGAAAGAAUUAUAGUAUUCUAAUCAAAUAGAAAAGCUGGUAUUCACCCUAUUUAGUAAGAAACAUGAGAAAAGUGAAGAGAUUUUGGCCUGAUUGGUCCAAGCUUUGUAUAUGUUGUGUAAAAUAAUUGCUUUUUCACUAAGGCAGCCAGUGCUAUUGAUGACAUUUCUUUUUGCUGAUGUGUUUUCUUCAAACUCUGCCUUGCACAAGACUUUGUAAGAGGCACUUUUCCCUGCCUUACUCCUCAAAGAAAUAAUAAAUUACAAAUUUUAAGGAUUAUAAUUAUUAAGGAAAUAAAUGGCAAUGGAAGGGAAGGAUUUAGUGAUGAUGGCGUACUAACCAGAGGUUGGAUGUGUGGCUGGAGCUGAACAGUCACUUCGAGCCAUCAGAAACCAGAGAUAUGACAGAAGUCUCUACCGCCCUGUUGGGAUGUUCAUUCUGCCUCAGCAUUUCCUGAGUCAUCAGUGAACUGAUCCACCUUAAAACUAGCUAAACGCUGCAAGAGAUGUUGGCGAACACCAGCUGACAGGGCACAAAGUAGCAGUAAAAAUACUCAACAGACAGAAAAUACGCAGCCUGGAUGUGGUUGGGAAGAUCAAACGAGAAAUUCAAAACCUUAAACUCUUCCGGCACCCUCAUAUUAUCAAACUGUACCAGGUCAUCAGCACGCCAACGGACUUCUUCAUGGUCAUGGAAUAUGUAUCUGGAGGUGAAUUAUUUGAUUACAUCUGUAAGCACGGACGUGUUGAAGAGGCAGAAGCUCGACGCCUUUUCCAGCAGAUUCUCUCUGCAGUGGAUUACUGCCACAGACACAUGGUUGUCCACCGAGACUUGAAACCAGAGAACGUGCUGCUGGAUGCACACAUGAAUGCAAAGAUAGCUGAUUUUGGCUUGUCCAACAUGAUGUCAGAUGGUGAAUUUCUACGCACCAGCUGUGGUUCCCCAAAUUAUGCAGCCCCUGAAGUCAUCUCUGGAAGGCUGUACGCUGGCCCGGAGGUGGACAUCUGGAGCUGCGGCGUUAUACUCUAUGCCCUUCUCUGCGGCACUCUGCCUUUUGAUGAUGAGCACGUCCCCACCCUCUUCAAGAAGAUCCGGGGGGGUGUGUUUUACAUCCCUGAAUACCUCAACCGCUCUGUUGCCACUCUCCUUAUGCACAUGCUGCAGGUUGACCCCCUCAAGCGAGCAACCAUCAAGGACAUCAGGGAACACGAGUGGUUUAAGGAGGAGCUGCCCAGUUACCUGUUCCCAGAGGACCCUUCUUAUGAUGCCACCGUCAUCGAUGAUGAUGCGGUUCGGGAAGUUUGUGAAAAGUUUGAAUGCACAGAGUCAGAGGUUAUGAACAGCCUGUACAGUGGUGACCCUCAGGACCAGCUGGCAGUGGCUUACCACCUCGUCAUUGACAACCGGAGGAUCAUGAACCAAGCCAGUGAGUUCUACCUGGCCUCCAGUCCCCCCACUGGCUCCUUCAUGGAUGACAGCGCCAUGCACAUCCCUCCUGGGGUGAAGCCGCACCCCGAGCGGAUGCCGCCAUUGAUAGCAGACAGCCCCAAAGCACGAUGUCCUUUGGAUGCCCUCAACACAACAAAGCCAAAACCCCUGACAGUCAAAAAGGCCAAGUGGCACCUGGGAAUCCGCAGCCAGAGCAAACCCUAUGACAUUAUGGCCGAGGUGUACCGUGCUAUGAAACAGCUGGACUUCGAGUGGAAGGUGGUAAACUCCUACCAUCUCAGAGUGCGCCGCAAGAACCCAGUGACAGGCAAUUACGUGAAGAUGAGCCUGCAGCUCUACCAGGUUGACAACCGCAGCUAUCUCUUGGACUUCAAAAGCAUCGAUGAUGACGUGAUGGAGCAGAGGUCCGGCUCGUCCACGCCACAGCGCUCCUGCUCUGCUGCCGGCUUGCACCGGCCAAGGCUGAGCAUCGAUGCCGCUGCGGCCACUGAGUGCCAGUCGCUGAUGGGCUCUCUGAGUGGCUCCUUUGUCGGCAGCAUCCCCUCGGUGACGCCGCGCCUGGGGAGCCACACCAUGGACUUCUUUGAGAUGUGCGCCAGCCUGAUCAUGGCCCUGGCUCGCUGAUGGGCAGUGCCAAGGCACCGGUCCCUCCGCAUAUGGUAUUGCACUGAGAGGAUCCCAUCUAACUUGUCCGUCCCUUGUUUCUUCUUCUUUGUUCCUCCUCCUCCUCUUCCUCCACCCCUCACCACUCUAUAGCCUGCAACACAGAGCUAAUUCCAGACCCAAAACAUACUCUCCUCUAACAAGGCACUGAAGAAGUUAAGAAUAACUUUAUUUCACUUGUUAUACCGUGGUGAAAUAUAUCCAAUACCCUUUUUUCCUAGUGAACCAAAAAGGAAAUGUUGGCAUGGCUGUAAAGUAGCAGAUGUAUCACUGAUUUUUUGGAAAACGUCUCCCCCUGGGUUCAUCCUGCGUUAAUGGAGCCAUGGGCAAGCUUUCUGAAAUGUAGGUAGCGUGCAGUGAGGUUGAUGUUAUACCCCCUUUGCUGCACAGGGCAGGGGUAGGAUGGGCUGAGCCAGGCCAGAGGGGUCAACCAGGAGGUAUGUGAAGUGGGACGGAGGGGUAAUGAAGUAGUUCUGCGUUGUUUGCACCCAGGUACCGGUGGGGCUGCCGGCCUCUGGUAACGCUUUCCUCCUAAAACUAGCAGUUGCUUAGAUGCUUCUGCACUAGUGCAAUAUGCCAUCCCUCCCCUCUGGUUUCUUUCCCCUGCUAAAGAUGGGAUGGGAACAUGGGAUGUGCAAAGGUCCUGUUGCAAACAUGCCAUGGGAAAGCCUCCGUGUGUCAAGUCUUUGCAGAGGAGUGUCCCAUAAGAUGCUUUAUUUCUUCCUCCUGGGAGCCCCAGAUGGCACUGACCUGCUCACCAUGUUCAAAAGUGAAGGCUGCUUGCCUUUUUUCCAGCCCUUAAUCAUCACCCCUCUCCAACCCACUCACCCUCCCCUGCCUCACUGCCAGCUCCAGGGGCCGAAUCCCAAGCAGGAUUCAGAUGAGCCACCGAGGGAGGGCAGGAUGUUGAUGAGCCACCCGAAAAUCUGGCACUUCACCCGCACAUCGCCCAAGGGCAGAGAACGUCACUGCCAGGUGAGAGCCAGCAGCAUUGCACAGCUCCAAAGCAUUUACCUCUCACCUUCCCCAUAGGAAGCCUUUGCCUGUUGUCAGCACCCUAAAAUCACUGCCAAAUCUGCCUUCCCUGCCUUCCCCGCUCGCAGCUUCAUGCCACUGGAGACUCACUUUUCAUGCCGAAGGGCUCUCCCGUCCUGCUGCUGCUCACCGGACUGUGACCUUCACCACUCCGCUGAUAAGGCAGGGAUAUCUGAAUUCAGAGUUUUACUGUUUCUUUACUACUGGCUAUCUGAAGGAUAGGAUUUUAUUUUUUAAGACAAACUACAGGGAUUUUUAAGGUUAAAUUCUUGUUAUUCAAGGGUAAACUCUAAUGCAUGUGUGACUUCUUUGUUUAAAAGAAUUAUUAUUUUUGAUUACAUAGGCUUAAUCUAAUGGGCAGCACUGGUAUCUGCUUGGCUUCACUCUGGUAUUUAAUCAGUUUACUUGACUGCGAAGGAACGUAAUAGUCUAAUCAGUCAAGGAACAAACGCUGUAUGAAAACUUUGCCAAAAAAUCCUGGGUGCUUUUUUUGUUGUUUUGUUUUGUUUUAUUUUAAGAAACAAAGCAAAGGAGAACUUGAGCAAUGUUACUGGUCCCAGGUAUGCGGUCAUUCGACUUUAAAAAAAUUCACUCCAUCUUUUUGAUAGCUUCUUAAGACCCGUUGAGGUUUUUUGCUAGGUUUUUUUGUACAGUUGCACUUUAAUUUAUACUUUCUGCAAGUUUCUACGAGAAGCAAGGGAGAAAAUUACACAUUAAGCCUUUUGUACUAAUCAUUUUAGGUAACGAAGACAAAUACAGGAUAUUUUUGCCAUCUACUGGCAGUUAAGUGGACAUUUUCAGCUUGAAGUCCCCUUUUUUUAAAAAAAAAAAAAAAAAAAAUUGCCUUACUUUUGUUACAGAUUAUACUUGGAUUGCCACUAACGUGACUUUACAGCUCCAAUUUUUCCAGAAGCCGCACAAUCAAGAAAGCUUAAAAUAAAAAUAAAUCAGUUUUGCUGUUAGGUUCUCAUACGCUGAAUCCAACACAGCAGUGGUUGGAUUAUAAACCCCGCAGCAGAACAAUUUUGUUUUUAAAAGAAACACUGGAAAUAUUUGUAGUACUCCUAGGUUUUGUAAUGAGCUUUUUAUUAUAUUAUUAUAAAAUAAAUACUCUGGGGUAGAGGAUGGCUUUGGUACUAUGCCUGUUGGCUAGCUGAUGAUGCAUGUCUCUAGCUGUGGUGUGAACAGGUCAUACCUGGCAAGGAUGGAGAAUCCAGACUCCCACGUGCAAAAAAAACCCACCCCAGAGCCAAAGCUGAACAGCACCCAGCACUUUAGCACCUCUUGGAUCCGCGCUGAGACACAAGCAAAUUCUGAGCAAACAGCCCUAAAUGGUUUUGGGUGCUGGAGAUAAGCCACUUUGGAAAGAAGCAGGAGAGGGCAGCUGAGCGGCCAUAGGGACAGACAUUAAUUUUCAUCCAGGAAACAGUUAGGAGUGUCCAUAACCCCGCCAUGAAAUGCAUUUGAAAUGUAAAAGGCUGUUUAAAUCAUCACUCAACAGAGCAUCUUGCCAAGUCACUUGUCCAGGAAACACCUGUUACCCAGUUGAUAACGGGCUGGUGCAUUAGAUAUAAUCUGCGGUUCAGGAGUAUGUAGAUGUAGAGGUGUCUUGCCUCAAAAUGACACUUGUUCCCUGGGAUUUCCUACCCGCAGAACUAAUAGUAUUAAACAGCAGCAAAUGCCCUUGGGAGGAAAUAUUUGCUUCCUGGAGGUGCGUGGGAUUUCUAGGUGGUAGGAUAAGCCCUUGUGGCACUUGGCAUCUUCUCAGACCCAUGCAAACAUUAACUCCAUAUAUGGAUCUGCAAAACCAGGCCUGCCUAGAAGGCAGUAAGAGUGGCUCAGUUUUCCAUAUGGAGAGAAACAAAGAGAUGAAGCAACUUUUCUGCUUGAUGUCAGCAAAGUCAGUGGCGCGAGGAAGUACCUCCUCGAUGAACACAUUGGAUUAAACUGUUCAUAACAGCCUUACCCAAAUCCACUUUGCAUUUUGAAAUGUUUUGAGAAGUUUCACUUUUUAAAAAUUUAUUUUACCUUCAAAUAGGCUGUCUUCUCGUGCCCAGCUGCAGAGAAGCUGCUGAACUUUGGUUACAUUUUCUAGAGGAAAAGUUUAACUUACACAGUUACACCGUGGUCAGUUUUUCUGAGUUAUGCUGGUACAUGCAGGUGCAUCAGGAAAAACAGGGUAGACAUAUUUUACUACAGAAACUUGAAUUACUGCAAGUGCAAUUCUUCGAAAGCCACUGGACAGCUGUGCUUUGCAAGCCACAAACUCACCUAAACUUUGCUUCAGCCCAAGGGAGAGAGAGACAAAAUUCAAAGGAUAAUGUUCAGUUAGGCUCCAGCAUUAACCUCUAGCUCCUGGAUGAGUUAAUUCAGAAAUAUCUUGUACUACACUAGUGGCCAAAUAUAUAUAUGUAUAUACUAUAUAUGCAUACAAAUAUGUGUAGCUAUACAUAUAUAAAAAAAAAUGUAGGUAGUAUCCCUGUCACUGGCCUCUCAGUUCUGUUUGCCCAGCGGGGUAGGUGGACACCUGCCAUUGCACACACUAAUCCUGGCGUGCAAGAGGACACGGAGAAAAGAGUUGGUAUUUUUACACCCUCUUCUAGGUAAAGCCCAGGAGUAGCUUAGCUGACACCAUCGGACCCAGCACGGCCUCAGCGGGGCAAGGGAGGAGAGGUGGUGUUUGGAGCCGUGAGCAUCCUACCCUCCCACCCUUCCCGGCCAAAGCACUGGUGCCAGUAGGGUUUGGGGCAGUUCUAUUUUCAGGAGUCAGAGAUGAGCAGGCGAAGGCAGCGGGAUUUUUUCCCUCUUAACGGGUCAGAAAUGCAUCUUCAGUGUGUGUGUGUCCAGUUUAGCAUUUCAUAAGUUGUGUAGGAGCACGGGGUGUGGGCAGUAUUGUAAAAAUGAAGCAACCGGUUAGUUUCUGUUGUAUAUACAUUUUUUCAUGUGAUUAUGCUAUUUGUAUUGGAAUAGAUGAAGUUCAAACAAAAUAACCAUUCUGUCUACUCCUUUUCAUUUUACUGCUCUUUAUCAUCAGUCACCUUGUGUGCACCCAUACAGAAAGAAGAGAGAUCUUUGCACAGGACAUGAAAUUGUGCCUUCGAAAUACAUUAGGACUGCUGGAAGUUGCAGCUUUAUUUCACAAGGUGCACAAAUCCCCCAAUUUAUGCAGUAUCUUACUGGUGAGACAUGCAGGCCAUGUUUCUAAAUACUUGAAGUACCAUUUGUUGUGCAGUUAUUUGGCUUCACCCUUUUAUUAGCUGAGAGGAGAGGGGGAAGAAGACUCACACCUCCAUCCCUUUGGAUGAGCUGGACAAAUCCCUGCUCCAGCUCCUGCAGUAUUUUACUGGCAAGUUUAAGGCUCCAUUUUUUGUUUCAGGUGUAUGAUUUAGCUACUGGAGUCCUCUUUCUUAAGGUCUUACUUUGGUAUGGGGUUUCCAUUUAGUGCUUUCCUUUGGCUUCCUCAGCCCUCCCCUUAUAUAUUCCUUUUCAUCAUUCACUUAUGAAAAAGCAUCAGCUUCUUGUAAUUCUGAAUUUCCAGGCAGCUUCUUGGACAUGGCGUUAAUGAUGCAUUCGGAGGUACUCACUCUGGUUUUCAGAAUUCCGACAUACUCUUGACAAACACUGACUUGCAGAGAGCAAAUCUAGUGUUAUUACGUGUACUCGAUAUACAUAUGUUUGCUCAUUAGGAGAACUGGAGAGUAAAUCAGAGCUCAACUGCAAAGCAUGAGUACACUUUUGGUGUUACAAAAAGUCUGUUUUCAACAAAAGCCUUGAAAUUCCUGCUGAAGCUGCCUUAAUUAAAAAGAAAAUCAAAGUUUAUUUGUAAGACCCAUCUCAAUGGGGUUUUUUCAAGUUCUGAAAUUAUUUAUCCUCAUCUCAUGAAGCUGUGAAGUACGUACUGUCAACAUGGUAAUAUUUAGUCUUGUUGCUGGAAGCAUGUUCAUGUCUUCUGUAUCAUGUUAUGUUCAUGUAUUUUGUACCUCAAUGCAUUUGGGUUUGGGUUUUUUGUUUUGUUUUGUUUUGUUUUUCUUUUUUCUUUCAGAGCACGAAGCAAAACUGAAUCCCAGGAUAACUGUAGCGUCUGUAGCCCAGCAUCUUUGGGCAGGCAAACCUCAGCUCUAUGAGAGAAAUGAACUGGACUAGUCCAUUGUAAUUUUUUUGUCCAUAUUAUAAGGCGUAUUUAUGAUACUAUAUAUUUAUGAUUUUUUUUUUUUGCUGAAAUACUGAACUUUAAAAAGCUCUGAGUAUAAAAGCAUCCCUUCAAACGUAUCAUUAACAUGAAGCUCAGAAAAAAUCCUGAGCUCUGUAGAUACUCCAUCCUUCUCAGUAUUUUCUAUAUUGUCAACUGAUGGACUGAGAAGGUUUUGUUUUCAAAUUAAUUGCUUUAGUACUUUCUGGGGCUAGCUGUUGUGGAAGGGCACAGAGCCUAGGUUCAGUUUUGUCCUUUGUGCAAGUAACUGUGCUUUAGAUAAUCACAACGAAGCCUUUUACCUUCCAUUUAUGGUGUGGAAAGUGUUUCUUGACACUGCAUGUGAUAGCUGUCUCCAUGGCUGACAUUUGCACUUUAAUAAACUCAGAGAUUAAAAGAGACAAGAGCAACAAAUCCUAAAACUUACUUAUUGCACAAUCCCUUUUUGCAGGCUGCAGUUGGCUGGAAGCGUUUGCCUCUGGAGAUGCUCCCAGCACAUCCUGGCUGCAGAGCCAUGGAUGCCCCAGGCCUUUGGGUGGUGAAGAGGCAAGGAGGGGAAUUUUUUUAAAAAUACAUAUAUAUAUAUAUAUAUAUAACAAGAACAGCUUUCCCAUCCCCAAAAUACAUGCCAGGAGCCAGGCCUAAAGAUUUUCUUGUAUAGUAACAUGCAUCCAGCAAUGCUGAUGGACCUGUGCUGACUCAGAUCUUGAUUCCUCAUGCAAAAACUUGGAGUGAAGGAUUUUAAAAAUAUCUCCUUUCUUUGCAGGAAAGGAGCUGGGGGUGGGGGUGGAAUUGGGGCCUUAGUUCAUAUACACCUGUGAUGCAGAGGGAUGUAAAUCCAGUUUAAGCACAAAGCUGCAGUGGGUGGUCCAGCUUCAUCCCUGUUCAGUGUCUCUCUUUUACACAAUUUAUGUGGUACAGAAUUGGCUCCUAAGAAGUUUCAGUUCUCCCUCAGAUUCAGCAAAUCAGAAUGGUUAUCAUGAUGAUCUCCAUUUUGAGAAGGAACAUGGAGGAAUAGGGUUUAAAAUUCACAUGAAAAUUUCUUCAAGUUUUGAUGUGCCUAGGAUGUACCAGCAAGGCUAUUGUCAUGGUUGAACCCCAGCCAGCAACUCAGCCCACGCAGCUGCUCACUCACUCCCCUGCCCCGGUGGGACAGGGGAGAGAAUCAGAAGAGCAAAACUGAGAAAAACUCAUGGGUUGAGAUAAAGACAGUUUAAGAGGUAAAGCAAAAGCUGUGCACACAAGCAAAGCAAAACAAGGA
Molecule: messenger RNA, 10171 nt
Organism: Phalacrocorax carbo (great cormorant)
Lineage: Eukaryota; Metazoa; Chordata; Aves; Suliformes; Phalacrocoracidae
Source: RefSeq, a predicted model, not a curated record